Messenger RNA from Hylaeus volcanicus, 1611 nucleotides. It is a transcript of the gene yellow-g2, whose product is annotated as protein yellow. NCBI's taxonomy places the organism in Eukaryota, Metazoa, Arthropoda, Insecta, Hymenoptera, Colletidae. The transcript is spliced from 3 exons. The record is from RefSeq and is a predicted model, not a curated record. Bases 415 to 1545 code for a protein of 376 amino acids. Gene Ontology annotation, cellular component: extracellular region.
GUAUCUUCGCAAAUGUUUGAUAAACAACGAAUCAUUCAGGAAGUAUCUGCUCCCUGGUAAACAACAUUCCUUCGUUAACGACGGUUGACUGAUGUCCGAAUUAAACGAAAGUAGAAUUCGUUCGGAGGGAGUGGUCGAAAAAUGUGUACGCCUUUUGGAUCUAUCGUUUCACGAUCGAACGUUUCGAUCGAAUUUAAUAUCGUUCGGAAACGAUUCGGAACGUGUACUCGCGGGUCCAGGAUGUCCGCAGCGAGACGGAACGCGGAACGGUACCACGUAUCGACGGUACAAUAAAUAUUUUGCCAAACUCCGGUGUUUCGUAACGCGGGGGACGCAGGAACUCGUAUAUAACUGGCGCAAUCUUAAAGAUGGUUCAAUUAGGUUGACGGAAGCUCCUCGAGAAACUUGGGCAAAAUGAUUUUUACGACGAAGUAUCUACCUGUACUAAUAGUAGCGUUCUCGGUGUUUAUUGGCGCUUCGGCGACCGAAGAAGUCGCGGUUGAAACAACGAAUCCAUCGAACGUCAAAUGGACGGGUGGAUCGUUCGAGUGGCCAUGCAGCGCCACGAAGAACAUGUUCAAGAGCAGCGGACGGUACAUCGCGAAGAACGUGAUCGCCACCAGGGCUGCAAUUUACAAUGACGACGCCAUCGUGGCUCUUCCCAGAUACAGGCCAGGAGUACCGGCAACCUUAGCCAAGGUGUCUCUGAUCGACAAAGGCUGCCAGGCAGGUCUGCUUCCGUUCCCUUGCUGGUCUGUGCAGGAAGAGGGGACCUGCAGCGCUCUCCAAAACGUAGUGGACCUCUACUUGGACCCUCAGAACAUCCUCUGGGUCCUCGACACUGGAGUGGUGAACACUUUGGAGGAACCUGAACGCAAAUGCCCGCCGAAAGUACUUGCUUUCAACGUCCACACGGGAAAGCUGGUGAAGACAGUGGACCUGUCAGGCUUGACGAGCCCGACGUCGCGUCUGCAAUACCUGGUGUCGGACUACAGUCGAGACGGGAGGGUGUUCGUCUACGUGUCAGACGCUGCCACGCGAGCGAUCCUCGUCUACGACGUGACCUCUGGCCGCGGCUACCGUGUCGUGUUGCCCCAGGCGAUCACCGUCGGUUGUACUCGAAGAGACGUUUUGUACCUCGCCCUGCUCCGUCGUUCGGACGGAAGUACCUGUCUGGUGUUCACCUACCUGAGCGGCAGCCGCAUGUUCUCGAUCAGAACCGUGCAUUUGAGGAACGGCUCGGCGAACGGGAAGGUUCACGAUCUCGGCGUGAAACCGAGGAAGAUGAUCCUGUUGGGUACCGACAACGGCAGCGCCUUGUUCUUCCGGUACGAAGGCGAAGCGGACAUCUACAGAUGGGACGCGGCCACGGCCUUCGACUCGAGAAAUUUCCAAAUGGUCUACACCAGCCCGGAGUGCACCCUCGCUACGCACGUGGUCGCCGAUUACAGGAGGGGCAGGAUGAGGGUGCUCGAGUCCAAUUUCCCCGAUUUCAUGCACGGGACCGUUGGAUGCGGCGCCAAUCAAGCCCUCAGUAUUAUGUAGCGCGAUCGAAACAGCGAUCAAACGAUUCUUUAAUACAGAACUUUAAAUAAUUCGUCUUCUCUUGCG